Messenger RNA from Manihot esculenta (cassava), 1057 nucleotides. Its product is annotated as WEB family protein At1g75720. The record is from RefSeq and is a predicted model, not a curated record. The coding region runs from base 219 to 857 and encodes 212 amino acids. The transcript has 2 exons. Lineage: Eukaryota; Viridiplantae; Streptophyta; Magnoliopsida; Malpighiales; Euphorbiaceae.
CCACCACCGGCUUCACGUUCAAACAUAACAGAAUUCUAGUGAAGUGGACGCGAAGCAACGAAUUUGAAGCUCCCUCUCCCAAAUAUCUUUGUUAUACACCUUAACCAAAAUCACUCAUAGCUACUUGUAACCACCUUCUCUCUCUCUCAAAUCCACAUAAAAAGGACCUUAGCCUCACCCCUCCAUUCUCAAAUCAAAGUAAGUGAAAAAGAAAGAAAAUGGAUAGUGCUGGAGACAGAGUAAUGGUUAUCAAGAAGGCAGAUAUCGAUACUCGAGCGCCUUUCCGGUCAGUUAGAGAGGCUUGUUCAUUGUUCGGCGAGAAAGUUUUGGCUGGCGAGCUCUAUUCUGACAAGAUCAAAGAGAUGCAAUUUGGAGCAGUGGAAAAUGGGCAGGAUUCAUCCAAGCUUGGAACUGUGACAGCAGAGUUAGAAGAGACAAAACUGAGCCUUCAAAAAGCUAAAGAAGAGAGUAUGAUAAUGGCAAGUUAUCUCUCUUCUCUUAGAGAAGAACUUGAAAGAACAAAGCGAGAACUCCAACAAUUGAAGGUACGUGAAGCAGAAAUGGAAUCUGAAAUUGAAGAUGUGAAGGUCGUUGAAGAUUCAACAAAAUUUGAAGUGAAAAUGCUACCUAAAGCACAAGAAGAAGAGGAAGGAGGAGAGAUUGAAUUCCAAAAUAAGAGAUACGUAACUUUUGCAAAUCCUCCAUCCCUCGCUCAAGGCAUAGUUCCACAAGGUGUUGAGGCACUUGGGAGACACCCUUGUCUUAGUAAGAAGACGAAGAAAAAGAACCCAUUGAUCCCUUUAAUAGGUGGGAUUUUAUCCAAGACAAAAGCAACUCACAAACUAUAUUCUUCAUGAAUUGCAAUCACAUGUUUCAAGUUCCAACAAUAAAAUUAAUCUAUGGAUAUAAGCUAUAGCUCCCCUUGUUUUUUCACUUUUUGCCAGUUCUUUGUGUAAUUCCACCAAAACUGGGUUACCAAUAUUGAGAUGCUGUUGUAAGUGGGUUACUUAUUUCAUGUGAAAUUUAUCAAUAUUAUCAUUCACUUAGUCUUCCGAUC